Messenger RNA from Aspergillus pseudoviridinutans, 1878 nucleotides. RefSeq lists its product as uncharacterized. NCBI's taxonomy places the organism in Eukaryota, Fungi, Ascomycota, Eurotiomycetes, Eurotiales, Aspergillaceae. Bases 1 to 1878 code for a protein of 625 amino acids. The transcript has a single exon. The record is from RefSeq and is a predicted model, not a curated record.
AUGAGCGGUGACCGCGCUGACAUUCUGAAUGAUGAGACAAAGAUCUAUUAUUCUCACGAGCUACUUGUCGAGUACACGACGACGCAUAUCGAAGAAAGUAUUCGAGUCCAUCAAGUGAAGCACCUCAACGUAUCAACAAAUUCCGCUUUUCAACGAGUACCAAGAGAGUUCGCUUGGAUAGGUGCAACCGGCAAAUGGCUCAACACUGUCUGCGAAGCAGACAUCGUGCGACUACAGGAUCUGGACUCUUCCAGUGAUGAUUGUCUUUUUUAUGAKAGACCUAUUACUCCGCGAGUGGAUACCGAACGCAUUAAGCAGUGGCUUAGCACAUGUGAUAACAAUCACCCUCGAUGUGGUACCCCACCCAGGGCGGUUGGUUCGCAUUUAUGGAUGGUCAAUGUCCAGUUAGGAGUGUUGGAGACCGCGCCGACUGAAUGCUGCUACGCAGCUCUCAGCUUCUGCCACGGGGCUAAUUACCGUUUCUUUUUUGAUGAGGGAAAUGCUUUUAGAUUGCGGAGCAAUGGGUUUCUAUCAGGAACGAACCUUGAAGUUCCUCAGACCAUCAGAGACGCAAUUAGUGUGACUAAAGCGUUGGGGCUCGAGUAUCUCUGGGUAGAUACUUUAUGUGUAUAUCGAGGGGCUUCCACGGCCACGAAUGAAAACAGAUUGAAACAGAAGCCACACGCUGAGGUUUACAGUAACAGUUACGUUACUCUGGUGGCCACUGGAGAGAAUGCGGAAUGCGGUCUAUUCGGUGUAAACUCUCCAGGACGGAAACCUCAGGUUCGGGAGAAUUAUAAUGGAUUGACGCUGGCCGCUGCAAAGAAGUCGUUUCAUGAUAGCAUGCACGAAUGCCCGUGGAGCUUUCGGCGGUGGACGUUUGAAGAAGCCAUUAAACCACGGAGAAUUCUCAUCUUCUCAGAAGAACAGGUCUUCUUUCGAUGCCAGCAAAGUCUCUGGGCCGAGGCCACUUGGUUGGAGGGGUACAACGGUGACUUUAUUAAGAACGUACAACAACGACCAGUACACAGUCUAUACUGGCUGAGGGACUAUUACGAGCCAGCACAGGGAGAUUCUUUUGCGGCCUAUGUGGAGGCGGUGAAUAGCUAUUCGAAGCGCGAAUCCUUCCAAGCUGCCGAUAAUCUGAAAGCCUUUCGGUCGUUUUCGUCUUCCCCUCAUAUCAUAAACCAUCAUGAACAAUUAAUCUACGGCCUCCCGCACGAUAGGUUCGCAGAAGCACUAUGCUUUGAAGUUUAUGAGGGCAUGAGACCCGUGCUGGAGCGGCAAGGGGUCCCCAGCUGGAGUUGGCUUGCCUGGAAAGCAUCGGAAGAUGUGUAUCCUUCCCUCCCGGACACUUUCUUCGCACUUACAUUCUACCGGCUAGUGGCAGAUAACGAAAAUAAAGCAGGGCCAUUGAGAUGGUGCCCUAUCGACCGAACUGGGGGGGACAAUUCUAAGGCAUUCCGACGUCCUUCAGCUGGAGAGGAGAUCAACACCGCGAUAGCGGCAUUCCGAGCUCCCACAGUCAUGCUAGAGUUCCUGCGGAGAGGCGACGAUUUUCCAGGCACUGCCAUUCUGACUGUCCCAGUUUCCCCUUCGUCGAAUGCUUCAUGGGCGCCUGAACUGUCGAAAGGCAAACUGAAGCUUGGUGUCACGCUAUCAUCAGAUUAUGAAGCAAGCCCUGGCAGACAAAUAAAGGCUCUCUUCGUGAUGGUGGACGGAAACUUAGACGUAGAGCCAACUUUCAGGCUACUACUGAUUGAAGAAAAGACCCCUGGAGCCUUUCGACGUGUGGGUAUAUGUGACGUGACUGAGACGGAAUGGGUGGAGGCCGGAUUAGGAGACCAUCUGUCCUAUGAGGAUAUAUUUAUCUAUUAA